This is a messenger RNA of Penicillium macrosclerotiorum, 1008 nucleotides long. RefSeq names its product RNA-binding ATPase activator ESF2. Gene Ontology annotation, biological process: endonucleolytic cleavage in ITS1 to separate SSU-rRNA from 5.8S rRNA and LSU-rRNA from tricistronic rRNA transcript (SSU-rRNA, 5.8S rRNA, LSU-rRNA); small-subunit processome assembly; endonucleolytic cleavage in 5'-ETS of tricistronic rRNA transcript (SSU-rRNA, 5.8S rRNA, LSU-rRNA). NCBI's taxonomy places the organism in Eukaryota, Fungi, Ascomycota, Eurotiomycetes, Eurotiales, Aspergillaceae. The record is from RefSeq and is a predicted model, not a curated record. The coding region runs from base 1 to 1008 and encodes 335 amino acids. The transcript has a single exon. Gene Ontology annotation, cellular component: nucleolus. Gene Ontology annotation, molecular function: RNA binding.
AUGACGACUCGCAAACAUACAGAAAUUCUAGAUCUUCAUUCCAGCGAUGAUGAGGCCAACGACCGUGGCUACGAUUCCGAGGAAAAUGUGUCGAAGAGUAAAGGACGCGCAGUGAAGCGGCGGAGGACCGCAGACACAGCACAGGACUUCUUCGGUCUUUCCAAUGACGACGACUCCGAAGACGAGGAAGUGCAGGACCAGGUCACUAAAGCCGGUAUCAAGGGCAAGGGUCGCAAAGUACCGAAGUCGGACGACAAUGAUGAGGACGAGGAUGAAGACGAAGGUCUAGAUGCAGAUGGUGGCGCAUACUUGGACGUGACAAAAACCGCCAAACCCAGCACCAAAGAAAAGAAGACGACCAAGAAAUCCGGGAAAAAGCUGAAGCCAGGAGUUGUUUAUUUCUCCUCACUGCCUCCUUACCUCAAACCGAAAGCGCUGGUCAGCCUGUUGGAAAAGCGAAGUUUCGGUCCAAUUACGAAGGUCUUCCUAUCACCUCAUGUCCCUGGGAGCUCAGCCCCACGGAAACGCAAUAAUAAACGACAACUAUUCACCGAUGGCUGGGUUCAAUUUGCCUCCAAACGCACUGCCAAGAUUGCGGCCGAAACUCUGAAUGCGACCACGAUCAACGGACCCAAGCGCGGCUAUUAUCGCGACGAUUUAUGGAAUAUGAAGUACCUAAAAGGUUAUAGCUGGGACGAUUUGACGGAACAAAUCCGGAGGGAGACUGCAGAGAGGACCCAUCGCAUGCGCAUCGAAGAUGAGCGAAGUCGAAAGGAGGAGAAGGUCUUCUUGGCCGGUGUCGAGGCUGGCCGUGUUGCAGAUGGAAUUGCUAAGAAGAACGAAGAGAAGCGGAAGCGUAAGGCUGAGGCGGGCGCGGAAGAUACGUUGGAGCCGAAGCUGCCUGCCCCGUUGCGGAGGCGCUUCGUGCAGAACGAAGUUGUCGCUGCGAAGAAGGAAGGGGGCAUUGUCGGAGAGGAUGCAAAGAGGGUGCUUGGGAAGAUCUUCUAG